Molecule: messenger RNA, 1419 nt
Organism: Zymoseptoria tritici IPO323
Lineage: Eukaryota; Fungi; Ascomycota; Dothideomycetes; Mycosphaerellales; Mycosphaerellaceae
Exons: 1
Coding region: 1-1419 (472 amino acids)
Source: RefSeq, a predicted model, not a curated record
AUGAAGCCAACGCAUGGUCUCUCACGUGUACGCGCCAUCAGUCAUAACGCGCUUGUGGCCUUCCCACCAUGCGGUCCAAGCGUUAGCUCCGGACUCCAGUUGGUGGCCUUGAAGCAGCGUCGAUGGCAGUCCUCCGCACGCUCCCGCGGCACGACGUCCGCUUUCAAGUCUCGCGAGUCGAAGGACGGGCAACCGAUCAGGGAAAUUGCAUGGACUCCUCUAUCCAGCCCAUCUGAUCGGAAAUUGAGUACUGUCGACCUGGAUGGAUUCGACAAAGAAGAGUACUACAGGCACUAUCUUCGUAGCCGUCCAAGGAGAUCUACUGCGAUCAAAAGUCCAGGGGCAUGGCUUCAGAAGAUCGACCGCGAUGCUUGCCAGAAACUGCCUGCUCCGUUCCGCGAGCGGCCUUUGGACUUCUUCUCUACCAAAUCUCGAGAUUUCGAGAUGGCACAGAGGUGUCUCGAGGCGCAUCUGGUCAAAAGUCUCGAUCGCGACAAGGAAGAAUUGCGGAUGGAGUACCUCGAACAGCGUCCUGGCCAUGCUGCUCUAUCUUGGCUUCUGGAUGACUACGACGGUUCGGAUCUGAGCUUGACUGUUUGCUAUCCCUUUUUGAACUGCAUGGUUCACUGUCUGGUCGCAGAAGGGGGUUCCCAGCUCAUACUGGAGUGGCUACGAAUUGCGUACACGCCCGCCGUGAUGUUUCCGCAUUCGCUCGACGAGCGGGUAUUGUGGCGAGGAGCAGUACUCCGUUUUCUCGUGGAGGCGGAAGCCUUCUGGGCAACAGCCGACGGCGGAAUCAACCUCUCCCUUGCGACCUUCGAGUACAUUUGUCGCCAUUUUGAGCCCCUUCGCGAUGAACACCAACGGCAUGAUCCCCUCGUGAUCCAUAAGGCGGCCGCUGGGAUCUGGAUCCAGAAACAACUGGUGUUGCGAGGCGCGAGCUCGACGGCUAAUCCUAAGCUGUAUGAUGGCUUCAUCGACGUCCUACGGUGCUGGAACAAACACCGCGAAAGCCACGACUUCGUGCGUGCAGAGCUUUUGCGCGAGCACCCUUCACGCCCUAGCGGACUACCAGCAUUCCAGUACCUCAAGCGCUACCUGAGUUUUGAACCCCGGCCCGAAUUUCUACGAGAUUUACUAGACGAAAGCAAGCCGGGAUUCGGCUUCCUGCUCAAGACCGCAAGGGCGCUUGAUCGAGAGGGACAUAAGUCCAAGGCACGUUGGGUCCUCGACGUUGGCCGGAAAGAGAUGCCGCACAACUUCACAAUACGAGGUAGAGCCCUUCAGCGACCUGAUCAUCCCGAGGAUGUUUUCGGCCGCGAAGCACGAGCACGAGCUAGACCAGGAAAGCAGCCGCCCGUGUUCGACGAAAAGUGGGACCAACGUUCCGCAUACGUCCGAUAUAGGCAGCCGCAGUGA